This is a messenger RNA of Mycotypha africana, 1026 nucleotides long. RefSeq names its product protein phosphatase 2C 2. Gene Ontology annotation, molecular function: protein serine/threonine phosphatase activity; cation binding. The coding region runs from base 1 to 1026 and encodes 341 amino acids. The record is from RefSeq and is a predicted model, not a curated record. Gene Ontology annotation, biological process: protein dephosphorylation. The transcript is spliced from 7 exons. Lineage: Eukaryota; Fungi; Mucoromycota; Mucoromycetes; Mucorales; Mycotyphaceae.
AUGGGCCAAAUUCUCUCUUCGCCCAUAACUACAAAGCAUACGACAGAAGGAAAGGAUGAACGUCUUUCUUUUGGCGCCUCGUCUAUGCAAGGAUGGAGAAUAAGCAUGGAAGAUGCCCAUAGCCAUCAUUUAAGUUACAAUGAUACAGGUGCUGCUUUUUUCGCAGUAUUCGAUGGGCAUGGAGGUGCGAAGGUUGCAAAAUAUAGUAGUCAACAUUUACCCUCACUAGUGAUAGAAUCUGACGAAUUCAAGAAUGGAGACUUUAAAGAGAGCCUAAGACGAGGCUUUCUACAGAUUGACACCAAACUACGCGCAGAUCCUGAAUAUGAACAUGAAACCUCAGGUUGCACUGCCAUUGUUGCAAUGUUAACCAAAGAUAACGUGCUAUAUGUGAGUAACGCCGGCGACUCAAGGGCCAUCAUUUGCACAAAUGGUACUGCUAUUGCUCUCUCGCAAGACCAUAAACCCACCAAUCAGAAAGAAAAAGAUAGAAUUGUAAAUGCUGGAGGGCACGUCGAGUUUGGUCGCGUCAAUGGAAAUCUUGCUCUAUCAAGGGCUUUAGGUGACUUUGAGUUCAAGAAUAAUCCUACUUUACCAGCAGAAAAACAAGCAGUGUCAGCUGAACCUGAUAUCACCAUGCACAAAAUCACUGAAAGAGACGAGUUUAUCGUUUUAGCUUGCGACGGCAUUUGGGAUUGUAUGACUAAUCAAGAAGUGGCAAAUUUCGUAAGAAAGAACGCUGCCAACAACGUUUCUUUGAAAGAAAUCUGUGAAAAGUUGAUGGAUAACUGUCUCGCAGACUCUUCCAAUACAGGCGGUGUGGGAUGUGACAAUAUGACAGUCGAAAUCAUAGCUUUUCUGAAUGGUAAAAAUGAGAAACAAUGGUUUAGUAGAAUUAGGGACUCUGUGGCAGCUAUCAGUCCUACCGAUAUAGAAGGCAGUAUCAAUUAUAAAUAUGGUUCCUCUGAGGAUGCUCAUAAUGAUGACGACAACGCGAAGAAACAAGUAGUAGAUCAACCUUGUUAG